Molecule: messenger RNA, 447 nt
Organism: Helianthus annuus (common sunflower)
Lineage: Eukaryota; Viridiplantae; Streptophyta; Magnoliopsida; Asterales; Asteraceae
Product: probable pathogenesis-related protein ARB_02861
Exons: 1
Coding region: 1-447 (148 amino acids)
Source: RefSeq, a predicted model, not a curated record
AUGCCCACCGUAAGUGGGUCCCACCAGUCUCCGCCACCCAAGACCGCUGCCACCAUCCACCGCCUCCAGCGGCCACCCCGAUGGCCACCACCCGUCGCCACUCACUACUGCCACAAACCACAAUCAACGCCCACAACCAUCGCCGCCAUCACUGCUACUCGUUGUCAUUGCCACCCACCACAUCCGCACCACCACCGCUGUCGUCACCCAUCGCCGCCGCUACCCACCACCAUCGCCACCACCCACCACCGACGCUCACCGCUGCCGCCACCCACAACCGUCACCGCCGCCACCCGCCCGCCGCCGUUGCCACCCACCGCUGCCUUUGUUGCCACCAACCACCACCGACGCUCACCGUUGCCGCCACCCACAACCGUCACCGCCGCCACCCGCCCGCCGCCGUUGCCACCCACCGCUGCCUUUGUUGCCACCAACCACCAGCGAUAG